Neolamprologus brichardi is the source of this 7428-nucleotide messenger RNA. RefSeq names its product cardiomyopathy associated 5 (gene cmya5). The record is from RefSeq and is a predicted model, not a curated record. Lineage: Eukaryota; Metazoa; Chordata; Actinopteri; Cichliformes; Cichlidae. Gene Ontology annotation, molecular function: protein binding. Gene Ontology annotation, cellular component: cytoplasm.
AGUCAUAUUGCCUCUGUCAGCUGCCACUGGCACACACAAAGGUGCAAUGAAACAUUGCUUUUUUUAAAAUUUUGAAACUCUAAAUUCUUAAUGUUCACUGUGUUUGACUCAGUCUCUACUGAUAUGCACUCCCACCAAUUGCUUUGCCCUUGUCUUACUUGAUUCCCCACUUUUCAUUCCCGGCUCUGUCUAUUUCUGUCCCUCGCUGAGUCAGAUGGACAUCUCCCAACUUAGAAUGACACAAACAGGCGGACCGACUACCAAUUCAGAGUGGCUCAAAACAUCAGGAGGACUCUAAAAAACAAUACUUGAAGUUGAAAAGAGAAGAUUUGGGGGAAAUUACCAAGAUGGACGAAUGUGAGAGUCUGUAUUCGGAGAUGACGGAGCUGCAGGAGUUUCAGUGUGAAGCUUCAGAUGUCAUGAGCCAGGAUGAUGAAGAUGAAUUGGAAGAACUACAAAACAGUCUCCGAGAAGUUGUCCAGGACCCAUCGGUGAAGCCCAAGCUCCAAUGCCUAAUGGUGGAUCCGUCGUUCUCGAUGGUAACAGUUCAGAGCGAGGACAGUGGUAUUGUUUGGGAGACUGCCUCUAGCCGCUGCUCUACUCCGUGGGCCUCUGAGACGAGCUCCACCUCUGAAGCUUACAGCAUGGAGGGCUCUGGAGCUGCAGGAAAGAUCACCAUCGUCUUUGAUGAGGAGAAAGUAGUCCGCAGGAGGACGAGGUCUGGAGGAAGAAGCAGUAGGCUCGGGGACAGGCUGAGCCGACCUGGUAGCUCAAGAUCGGCUUCAGCUCUAGGAGUGGAGAGACCGGAGAUGGCAGAGGUUUCACUUCCCAAUGUCAAGCAGGAAAACAGCAAAACAGAGACGGACUUGGAGGAAAUCAAAAGCAAAGAUCAGCAGCUUUUUAGUUUGAUUUCAGAGGGCUAUGAGAUUCUUAACAUUAGAGUCCCCUCUAAACUACCCACUGUGGACGAGGAGGAGAGUACAGAGCUGCAGGACAAUUUGUCUUAUCUGGAUCAGACUCCAAAGAUCAAGUCUCAUAAUCACAUUGAGUGGAUGUUGCAACAUAAUCAAGUCCUGCCAGAGGGGGAGGAAAUACUGGAACACCAGGAGUCCUCAAUGCAAGAUUCUUCUCAGCCAUCAGCAGACACAGAGCGUGGACACACACCCACUCAGAGAGAAAGCACCAGUGACAUUGACUAUUUCGAGAAGUUUACCCUUUUGGAUGUGGUGGCUCCUGGAGAACAAGCAGAGCUGCAGGAGGAGUUUAAACAGCCUGCAGCAAAACUCCAAGCUGAGGAACAAAAGCCUGCUGGAGAAACAGCCACAGGCGCCCCCUCUGCAUCUGAGGACUCUUUCGUGUUUGUUUCGGACGUAGAUAUAGUUGGGGAACACCUUGAUGAGGUCUUCUAUGGAGAAGGACUUCCUGCUGAUGCACUACAUCAGAGAGAAGAGGACAAGACUGAAAGCCGAGGAGGGAUGAGAAGCAGACGAGAAAGCCAGAGGUCAAUGAAGGGGAGCGGAUCAGUGUUGUUUGAGAGUGAAGAGACCACUCUCACGCCCAUCUUUAUCUCUCCUGGACCUCCUAAGAUCAUUGACCCGAUCCUGCUGGAGGAGCCCACUGCCAUGUCCUUCAUGUACUCUGACCUUUACGAGGAUGCUGUGGGUGAGAGGAGGAAGAGUGAUGAGGAAUACUCUGAGGCAGAGAGCGUGGCAUCUGAGAAGUCUUACAGGAGACGUUUGUCAGAUUCAGAGGAGGCACAUGGGUACCUGGAGAAGUUCAUUUUAAAAGACGAAUCUCAUACGCUGGAUGUUCAACCAGAGCCGGUGGCCAGUGAGAGCGAAGGAAGGAUGAUGUGGCCGCAGAGUAAGUUUGAAAUGACAGGAUGUUUAAUACGAGUGCCAGAAGAAGAAAAGAAAGAAAAGGUAAAGAAGGAGGAACCAGAGGUGCAGGAAGUGCAACUCUCUGAGGCUACUCAGGAGGAGACUAUUGGAGUGACCUCGGAAGAUUCAGGUCAAGAGUCUAAACCACCAGAGAAAAAAAUGGAAGAUCAACAAAUGAAGCUUGAAGAUAAGACAGACAAGACCGAGUCUUCUGAGUGCAGCUCAGAAAAGCCACUUCCUGAAACUCCCCAGGUGGACUGUAAAGUAGACCACACACAACAGAGUGAGGGUCAUCAGAGAGAAGAAGAAAAAAAGUGUGAGCAAAGCUGCACUGAACCUGAGCAUGGCUGUGAGGAGGUGUUAGAAAAGACUGAUGAGAAGACACCUGUAGUGCGUGCAGAUAUAGAAGCACCUGUAAGCAGCGAGGUGCCUCCUGCGGUCAAUAUAUCUGAAGUACAAGCAGAAGCCUGGAAGAUGAGUUUGUCUGAGGAGGUUGUUUCUGACACCAAAAUAGAGUCUGCUGAUGAAGAACUAGUAACCAAAGCAGAGGACUUAGCUGAAGGGAAGGAACCUGAGACUGUAACACAGGAAACGUUCACUCUGACUGAACCCUCGGCUCAAACACCAGCGUCACAGCACAAAGAAGCCAAAGAUGUUGGACCCGUUGAGGUUAUCACAGACUGUGAUGCUGCAGUGCACACUGUUGUGGAGGUAACGGAAAAAGCAGUGAAUGAAAAAGAGAUUCAAACCCAAGUUUGUGUUGAUCUUCAGGAAGUGAGAAGUAUUCCUGAAGGACACGAACCUCUGACAGGGGAAACUACUGCUGAGGACAAGUUGGAUAAAGAAGGGUUAGAGGUCACAGCCACGUCCAUUGAAGUAACCAAGCCUGUUUCAGAAGCAGUCAUGACAGAUGCAGAUGAGAAACUUCAUGCAACCCUUAAAACUCAGCAGAAGCAACAAGACAUGGCUGAUGGUGAAUCAGACAAAACAAACUCUAAAGUACCCGCAGAGACCAGUAGGACUUUGGUUCAAGACAUAGUGACCGUAGGUGAUGAGCUAAUCCUCCUCGUCCCCAAAGGAGAAGCUGUAGAGAUGGAUGUAGAGAUCAGCCAGUGGUCAGAGAAAGAUACGGUUCCUCUCCCUGAGUCUAACAGCACAGCUGAACUUCAGGCACCAGCAGAAGAAACAAUGAUGGAGCCUGAAGUCAAAGUAGAACCAGAAACCUCUGCAGAAGAACAAACCAGGAAUGAUUUCGAUAUGGACUAUUCGCCACCUGCACCUGUAGAGGAAGCUGACUCCAAGGAGGCGAAGAUUCAGAGACCCAUAGAAGAAGACAAAAUCAUCUUUACUCCCCAAGAGGAUUCAUAUGAAGUCCACAGAGAGGAAAUACAUCCUGAACAAACAGUCGUAGAACAGAUGGCAGAGAUUCACGAGAUGGAAGAAACGAGCGUUAUUAAAGCAGAUCUAGUUCCACAUGUUGAUCUGCACAGAGAGGAUGUUGAGCAACAAAUGGAGCAAGAUUGGGGAUUAGCAGAGCGCCCAGAUGUGCCUGAUGUUGAGAUGGAAUAUGAAGUGAUUUCUAAACAGGAUGCAAAGGAGAUGCCAGAACCUGAAACACAGAGAGAUGUGGCUGGGCUAUUACCACAGCCUACUCUGAAGAAAGAAGAGGAUGAAGAGAUGGUGGUAGAGAAGGUAGAUUAUUUCCCAGAAGAAGAAGAAGAAGAAGAAAUGAUUGAGGCCGACUAUGAAAUAAUCGACGCAGAGGAGGAAAUGCAGGCCCAGUUAGCUGCUGAGCUACAGGCGAUGGACUGGUUCUGUCUCACCUGUGGACUUCUGAUGUCAGAGAAAGACUGCAUGUCUGGAGAGCAUCACAGCCACGAUGUGACUGCCGUGGAUACGGCUUACGAAGAAAUAAAGGAGUCGCUGAGUGGUUUGAUCUCAGAGCUUCAGGAGAGAUCGGAGAACAUCGAGGACUUGGUGUCAGAGCUGGAGCUUGCCUACAACUCUGUGGAGGAUCAGUUCAUAGAGAGCGAGGCGGCCAUGAAGGCUCAGAACAAGGAGAUGAUGGAUGUGGUGAUGGAGCAGUACAAUAACAUGUCUGUCAGCAUGGAGGAGGAAAAGAAGACCAAGCUGGAGCAGCUUUAUGAUCAGAUUGUCUCCUUCCAGGAGAGCAUUGACUCGGCCAAGGCCAUUCUGGAGACCGCAAGCAGAGAGGCUGAGACUGAGGCCAGCUCGCCUGAAGACAUUCAUGCAAGACUUACAGCAGCUCUGGAUUCAGCCUCGACAAUGGAGCUGGGUCCCAAGGGACUGCUGGUGUUUGAGGACUAUGCCAAGGCCAACACUUCAAGCUCAAACCUCGCUCAGCGAAAAGGAAUCCCAGUGCCCCAGAAGCCGACACUGCUGCCGCAGGAGCCGGGCUCAGCCACCAGCACCAGCGUCACAGUUUACUGGAAAGUCAACCCUGGAGAUAUCAUAGACUGCUUCCAGGUCUACUGCAUGGAAGAUCCACAGGGUGCUGUGUCAGAGGAGUACCGUGUGACAGUAAAGGAGAGUUACUGUGUCCUGGAGGACCUAGAAUCUGACAAGAUGUACAAGGUUUGGGUGAUGGCUGUCAACUAUACAGGCUGCUCUCUGCCCAGCGAGAGACUCACCUUCAGAACUGCUCCUUCAGUGCCAGUGAUUGACACAGAGCGCUGCAGCAUCCUGUGGGAUUCAGCUACUCUGAGGUGGAGCUCAGCAGAACGGGCUCCUGGACAGAGUUACACUUUGGAGUACUGCCGACAGUAUGAACUGGAAGGAGAAGGGCUCAGAUCCAUCUCAGGUAUCAAAACCUGUGAGCAAAAGAUUCUCCUGCAGCCCAGUGAGAAUUACCUGUUUUACAUCAAAGCUGUGAACGAGGCUGGGGCCAGUGAACAGAGCGAGGCUGCACUCGUUUCCACAAAAGGGACGAGGUUCCACCUGCUGAAGGCAUCAGCUCAUCCUGCUCUCCAGCUCUCAGAGAACCAGACCACUCUGCACUAUUCCCAGGAUGCACACAAAACCGCCUCGCUCACAGACACACAGUGUCCAUCCAUCCUUGGUGAGCUGCUGCCAGCACGAGGGAUCUAUUACUGGGAAACCAGCGUGUCACAAAGUACGGCCUACAGGCUCGGAGUGGCAUACAGCACAGCCAACAGAAACAGCUCAGUGGGGGAAAACAGCCUGUCCUGGUGUUUGCAGUGUACUCCCUCACCAUCAGGUUUCAGGUAUCAGUUACUCCAUAAUGACAUUCAGUCCAGCGUGUUUGUAACUGAGACGCCUGACAGAGUGGGCACUCUCCUGGACUACCAGCUCAGUCGUCUGUCUUUCUACAAUGCCCAAAGCGGUCAGUUAUUAGGCACCUUCAGACAGAACUUCACUCAGCCAUGCCAACCCGCUCUGGCUUUGGAGUUGCCUGGCAGCCUGGAGCUCAGCAUGGUGCCGAUGGUGCCGGAGUUUACCAAGGACAGCUAGCUCUGCUAGUAGCCUAACACAGUGGAGAGUUUACAGGUCACGAUGGACUCUUAAAAUGUUGAAGAAUAAUGUAGAAGAGAUGAUUCCUCUAAAGCUAAUAUAUGGGUUUGUGUGUUGUUAGCUGAUGGAAGAACGAUCACUUCAAGCAUCCUUGAGUUUCUUGAAAGGUGGAAUACAAAUCGAAGUUAUUAUUAUCAGUACUUCAACCACAUAAAGCUUUAAAAGCUAGUUUUCUGCAAUUGAAUUCAAAUUAUAUCUGUAUCUAGGUAAAAAAAAAAUACCUAAAAAGGACACUGUCAAUUUAAAAAAUAGAGGUUCUAUUUCAUAUAAAUGGAUUUAAAUUAAGUGCUUUGAUUUAUUUCCCCCAUUGAUGAGCGUGAAUGAAAAAUGAAAUGUGAAAAAUGUUAUAAUUCUGAACAUGUGACAAUCUUUUACUGUUUUUGUAGACGUUUUUCUAAUUUCUAAUUUCACCCUGUUCAUUCAAUCCCUUCAUCACAGAUGCUGUUAGUAAAUGCUCUAAUAACAUAUAGACGUUCGAACACAACCACUGCAUAAUUAGUCCUUUAACAAAUUAUUACUCAUGGUUUUUUUGAUGGUUUUUUUUGUCACCACAAAGUUUUGGACUGAGUUUGUGUCUCCAAACAUACACUGUGGCACUUUUUAAACUGUUUCAUAAUGUGAAUAUGUUUGUUUUGUGUAAAUAACCUUUUUAAAGAGAUGCAAUCAGUUCUUUGUUUCUUAUGUGCGAGUGUCAACAAAUGUAGAUCAGCUGUUUUUCUUCUUCUGUCUUGUAAAAACGGAUUUCUCUGGUCUGAAAGAACAUGAUUAUUUUUCUAUCUCCUCAACUGAACUAAUUGGUUUGACUCAUUUACCAUCCAGCCAUCCUCCCCUUAUCAGGUUCAGGGUUUGAUGAAGCCUGUCUCAGCUGUCACAGAGAGGCAGAGUACACCCUGGACAGGACACCAGUGUGUUGCAGGGACUGUCGGAGGAAGCUCCACAUAAACUCCGCAUAGAAAGGACCCCUUCAUUUGAACCAAGCACCUCUGUGCUGCAGAUGUGUUUUGACUCAUUUUCCUAAUAAUAUGUCACCACUAGGGGGCCUUGGUGCUCCGUUAACUGUAUUACUGUCUUUUUAAAAAUAACUGUAAACCUGAUCUGAACCAAAUGACCACAAAAAGAAACUGAAAUCUAAUUAUUUUCCAGACAAGCUUUUUUUCUUUUUUGGUGUUUGUCCUAAAGAUCGUAUUUCCACCCAUGUAUUUGUUACUCCAUUUAGACUUUCAAAUCCCCUUUUAUAAGCAGGUUUGUGAGCCACAAGCGGUCAUCACAGUUACAUGCUUUUGGAGAGGACAUUCGCAGUUAUUGCGUCAUUAUUUUCCAGGCAAUCACACCCUUUCCCCCUUCUCGCUCACCUCUGACACCUUUUAUCAUUUCUGGGAAAAUGGAAAGAGGGAGGGAGCAGAAAUGUGGAGGGUACACACAUGCAACACAUCAGUGACCAGAUGCUCCAUGUGAUGUACUGGACUCUUCGGCUGGAACUUGGAGAAAAGCCCUCUGAAGAGGGACAGCCUUCCUGUGGUGGACAACACUCUGCUGGAGCCACCAGAUUUUUCUUGAUGCUAUUUAAUAUUACUUGACAAACAUAUUGUUCCAGCACAGAAAGGUAGAAGAAGAAGACUGAAAUUUCUAACAGAUCCAAAAUGUGGUAUUUAUUUCCAGCUACUGCACCCGCUUCCCAAACCAUCCAGGAGAAAUCUGAGCAGGAUACUCGCCUUCAUGUGACUGACUUGGACAAUACCUGGAGUCAAGUAUGCGUCGCUUCCUCUCAGCUUUCUCUGCGAUUAAUUUUUUCCAGGCUGAAGGCCAAAACCAGACAAAGAGCCCUCUAUCCUCCCAACAUCUAAACAAAUGAUCACACAGUCAGAGAGGUACAGCAGGCAACAGAGAAAUUUUCUGUAAUUGUUACUGGAAAAACCCAAAAGCAUGCCUUGAUGCGUUGGCUUGGUUUAAGGAUGGAGGAAAGAUCAGCAUUCAGAAAUUAAACAGGAUGGCGAGA